UGCCGAGCCUGCACAGCUCUGGCAAACACUCUGUGUGGCUCCUCGGCUUUGACAGAGUGCAAGAAGAUGACUUGCAAAAUGUCGCAGCUGGAACGCAACAUAGAGACCAUCAUCAACACCUUCCACCAAUACUCUGUGAAGCUGGGGCACCCAGACACCCUGAACCAGGGGGAGUUCAAAGAGCUGGUGCAAAAAGACCUGCAAAACUUUCUCAAGAAGGAGAAUAAGAAAGAAAAGGUCAUAGAGCACAUCAUGGAGGACCUGGACACAAACGCAGACAAGCAGCUGAGCUUCGAGGAGUUCAUCAUGCUGAUGGCGAGGUUAACCUGGGCCUCCCACGAGAAGAUGCACGAGGGUGACGAGGGCCCCGGCCACCACCAUAAGCCAGGCCUCGGGGAGGCCUAAGACCACAGUGGCCAAGAUCACGGUGGCCACGGCCACGGCCACAGCCAUGGUGGCCACGGCCACAGCCACUAAUCAGGAGGCCAGGCCACCCUGCCUCUACCCAACCAGAGCCCGGGGCCUGUUAUGCCAAACUGUCUUGGCUAUGGGCUUAGGGGCUGGGGCCAAAUAAAGUCGCUUCCUCCAA
Molecule: messenger RNA, 589 nt
Organism: Symphalangus syndactylus (siamang)
Lineage: Eukaryota; Metazoa; Chordata; Mammalia; Primates; Hylobatidae
Gene: S100A9
Product: S100 calcium binding protein A9
Biological process (GO): endothelial cell migration; leukocyte migration involved in inflammatory response; peptidyl-cysteine S-nitrosylation
Cellular component (GO): nucleus; extracellular exosome; cytoplasm
Molecular function (GO): calcium ion binding; calcium-dependent protein binding
Source: RefSeq, a predicted model, not a curated record